Molecule: messenger RNA, 1923 nt
Organism: Mytilinidion resinicola
Lineage: Eukaryota; Fungi; Ascomycota; Dothideomycetes; Mytilinidiales; Mytilinidiaceae
Exons: 4
Coding region: 1-1923 (640 amino acids)
Biological process (GO): regulation of cell cycle phase transition; positive regulation of nuclear cell cycle DNA replication
Cellular component (GO): nucleus; Dbf4-dependent protein kinase complex
Molecular function (GO): protein serine/threonine kinase activator activity; zinc ion binding; nucleic acid binding
Source: RefSeq, a predicted model, not a curated record
AUGGCAGCAGUGUCUAUUCCUCCCUCGCCCCAGGUCAUUUCCACCAUGACGAGUCGCCGCGCCCCGCUGGCAAACAUCCCCAAUGCCGCCAACUCACCUUUCCGCGCCGUCGCCGCCGCUGCCUCGAAACGACAGCGUUCUCACGCGAGCGAUCAACGCGAACUAGCUUACGGCCAGCCUCCGCCAACAAAGAAGCUGAUUGUCGAGGUCGACGAUGCCGAAGCUCGCCGUCACGGUCUGGGCCGAAGAACUACCCACAAUCCCAAUGCUUUCCAGAGGAAGCUUGAAGCUGCCCGAGAAGUCAAGGCGCCCUCGAAGUCAUCUGAACGACCUCAGAAAGUAACCAACGAGAACCUGGAAAGCAUUCGACAAUGGCAGAAGCACUACAAGCGGAUGUUUCCGACCUUUGUCUUCUAUUUUGACAGCAUUCCCGAUGACCUUCGCAGCAGAGCUUCGAGGCAAGCACAUACGCUUGGUGCUCGUGAAGAAAAAUUCUUCUCCAAGGCCGUCACUCACGUCGUGACGACGCGUCCAAUACCCCCAGAGAAUGACAGCUCUAGCUCCAGAAAGGGAGCAUCGCGUACUAUUGAUCCGUCUGUUCUCGAUCGUUCGGCCGAGAAUCAAGCUCAAACUCUGAAGGGACGAUUCACAUUCGAGGCCCCAAUGCCUAAGACGAACAAUGGCGAUAUCCUCCACAAGGCGAGAGAGAUGGGCAUGAAGAUCUGGUCGGCAGAAAAACUCCAGCGAAUGUUGAAUACCAUGUUCCACACAGACACCGGCGAGCAGGUUCCAGAGCAUCCCCGCCGACAUGCUAUUGCCCAGACCAAGGCAGGAAGAGAUGUCGAUCUCCAGCAACUACUCCAGAACGAAAAGGUCAAUGGCCCUGCUGACCGUGACUUGACCGUUGCCACUCAAGAAAUGGUUCAAAUUCGCGGUUACUACAUCUACAUCCACGACAUGGAUGAACAAACACGACCUUGCAUGGUCAGAGAAUACGCAAAACCAGCAACAAAAGAAGAAGGCAAAUGGCCACAGUUUCGCGUUACCGGACCGGGCAAGUGUCCGUUCGUGGAGGAUCCAAAUCACUCAAAACGUUCUCACGCCCAGGAGAAGCAGUCAGAAGCAAGGACCGAGCGAGUGUCGAUAGCAGUACCCAGGACUCGUGCUGCCGCUGCUAUGGAAGCUGCCAAGGAUGGGCAGUCUGUCAAUAUAGGCGAAAGGCGAGUAUUGGCACAAAACAACAAUCUCGCGAGACGACCUACAAGUGCGGCAGGCCAGCCAGGUGGUCUCUUGAACCAAUCCAAACCACUCGAUCCUCCCGCAUUGGUUCCGGCCAAGCGUGGCAAUCCAGACAGCAUGCCGCCUAUGUUUGGAAGCGCGCAGGCGAGCAUUCGGGGCAUCCCACGCUUUGCUGGAGGCGAGCCUGUCGCGUCAGGAAUCCAACCAUCGAACGUUACUUCAGCUAUUAGAUCACAGAUGAUCUCCUCUACCGCUGCUGCCCCGGGUGCAAGAGCUGGAACCAGCAAAGAGAUGCAUCAACUGAAGAGGAAGGUUCUUGAGAAGAACAACGCACCUUCAGCCUCCAGCAUGCCAUCCUCUUACAUGAAUGAUGUUCGUGCUGCCAUCAACAAUGAUUGCGGUCCACCCCCAAGGGCGGCGAAGCGAAAGGCCCAAGACACGCUUACACAUAUUCACGAAGACAUGACAGUUUCUGAAGAAGAGAAGUUGCAACAGAAGGUUGCUGUUGUCCGUCGUAAGAAGGCAACAGAGAAGGAGCUCAAACCCGGAUACUGCGAAAAUUGCCGAGAGAAGUUCAACGACUUCGAUGAGCACAUCACCUCGCGCAAACAUCGCAAAUUCGCAAUGACUUUAGAGAACUGGAGAGAACUCGACGCUCUUCUCAGUCAGCUUGUUCGUCGAUAG